Symbiodinium sp. CCMP2592 is the source of this 1053-nucleotide messenger RNA. NCBI's taxonomy places the organism in Eukaryota, Dinophyceae, Suessiales, Symbiodiniaceae. The record is from the annotation of a GenBank genome assembly.
AUGAGUGGGAGCUUGGCAGCCAUCACUGCGUCUACGCAGCUUCGACGGUGGAGUCAUGCCUUGGACUUGCUGGAAUCAUCGCGUCACUUGCGUCUGAAGCCUUCUGCAGCCUUAUAUACAGCUGCCAUCGAUGCAUGUGGUGCCGGUGGUCGCUGGGCCGCUGCAGUGAAGCUGUUCGAUGAGCUUCAGUCCAUGAUGACGCCUGAUGUUGCUUGUUUUGGCGCAGUGAUCUCGGCUUUUUCAACUGGUGCGGUGUGGGAGAGGUGUUUAUCCACACUGACCUCCAUGUCUGAGUGGAGGAUUGAUGUGAACAUCGCCUGUGCAACUGAGGCAGUGGCAGCCUCAUGCACAGGUCAAAGGAUGAAGAUCUCAACCAGAUGUAGACACGUACUGGUAUGGCUUCUGCUGGGAUGCACGGAGGCUAUCAAAGUGACGGUGACUCUGCCGGCCAAGGAGAAGAAGUGCUUCGGAGAGCAGGCUGCCAGGAUGGAGCUCUUAUUUGUCGAGCUCAGCGUUGCAGAUGGGAGCAAGGUGGGUGUUACGGUGCUAAGCCCUCAUGCCACCAUCUUCUCCGAGCAUGACAGACAACAGGUAAAGACAGCGUUCACAACGCAAGAAGCUGGCCCGCACUGGGUUUGUAUCCAAAACGAUGCGCCAUCCGCAGCGGAAGUCUUGCUAACCGUUUUGCUGGGUCCAGAAGCCAAAGACUAUUCGCAGGUUGCGAAGAAGGAGCACCUGGAAGAGUCGCAGAUUGCGCUUCGAAGAGUAGAAGAAUCCCUGCGAAACUACCAUAGCAACGUCCUUUACAUCAGAGCACGCGAGGAGCGGAUGAGGCAGACCAAUGAUUCCACCGCGUCCAGGGUCAUCUUCUUCUGCUUGUUCAACGUUUUCUUGAUGAUCGGCGUUGGUGGCUGGCAGAUGCUCUACUUCAAACGCUUCUUCCGGUUAUGGCUUCGGAAGGAAACCACUUCUUUCAUGGCGGCAUGCCCCGUAACUGCCAAAUCGCUGGCUGGCAACACGAGCCAUGUGGCACCUACAGCAAAUGAGAGAUAA